Messenger RNA from Aspergillus piperis CBS 112811, 990 nucleotides. Its product is annotated as translation initiation/elongation factor MRX8. The transcript has 2 exons. The record is from RefSeq and is a predicted model, not a curated record. Gene Ontology annotation, cellular component: mitochondrion. NCBI's taxonomy places the organism in Eukaryota, Fungi, Ascomycota, Eurotiomycetes, Eurotiales, Aspergillaceae. Gene Ontology annotation, molecular function: GTP binding. Bases 1 to 990 code for a protein of 329 amino acids.
AUGAAAAACCGAAUUCCCUCCCUAAGGCCCCUCUGCCAUCCCCAAGCGCAAAGCCUCCUUAAGGUUCGCAACUAUUCGACAAGCAAACCUCCGAUUCCGCAAUCGCAACCGCAACCGCGGCCGCAGCCCAACAACAAACUACAAUUCAAAGACAUCCCCGCUACAGCUGUGAACUACUACUGGGACACACAAGCACCGGAUGAAAGCCAACUCGCCUACGCAGACAAAUUCUUCGCUCCCUCGCGUCACUCCCCAAUAAAGCUCUGGACCCUGAGCAAGUUCCGCACGACGCCGCUUUCCUCGACGACUCCCGAAGUAGCAUUUCUAGGGCGGUCGAAUGUCGGCAAAAGCUCAUUGUUGAACGCCCUCAUGGGGCAGGAGAUAUGCUGGACAUCGUCGAAACCAGGGCGCACGCAGACGAUGAACGCAUUCGGUAUCGGAGGGACAAAGGGCGGCGAGUCUAAGGUCGUGUUGCUCGAUAUGCCGGGAUACGGAAAGGGGAGUCGAUCGGAAUGGGGGAAUGAGAUUAUGAAGUAUUUGAAGAAUAGGAAGCAACUCCGCCGCACCUUCAUCCUAAUCGACGGCCAGCACGGCAUCAAGCACUCCGACGAAGGCAUCCUCGAAUUAUUCCGCCACUACGCCAUCCCGCACCAGAUCAUCGUCUCGAAAGUUGAUAAUAUCAUGGCAGCGAGGACGAGUCAACUUGCCACUGGAGUAACGGAGGAACAUCUGCUCCAGACACAAAAGAAGAUACAGGAGCUCCGUCCUAUCAUCCAGCCUGUUGGCCGAGACGAAGGUCCCGGUGCUCUGGGCGAGAUUCUGACAUGCAGUUCAAAGGUCCUCCGGACUCCUGGAAAUUAUCUGGGGAUUAGUCCCAUUCGUUGGGCUAUCUUGUCUGCUGCUGGCUAUGAUGGGAUGAUGGAGGUGAAGUCUAGCCAUGGCCAACCUGAUCUGACGGGGUCGAGUAUGUCCUCUGGGGCUGGACUUUGA